GCUGAGAGGGGCAUUUGUUUGGAGGUAGGGCCGGUCACCUAGGAUGGGCAGGAUGGGAGAAGCUAAUACACAAAAGGCCACUUCCGGCUCAAGUUUCCUUACCAAGUUUCUUUCAGUUGAACUUUUGGGGGUCUAGGGUGCGUGUGUGUGUGUGUGUGUGUGUGUGUGUGUGUGUGUGUAUGUUUCUGGAGGAAGUGAGCGUCCCCACUUUUGUCUGUGACUAUCUUUCUCCACAUCUGUGCUGGUGUUUGCAGCGGGGAAGGCAGGCCCAGCUGGAGGCUGCAGGGGAUCCACCGUCCCACCGGGACGUCCUGAGCCUCCGCCACAACACAGGCUCGGUGGAGACAAAGGGACGGGCGAGGGGCGGUACGCAGGGCCAGCGGGGCGUGGGCCCGGUGGCCCGGGGCGCGGAGCGGGUGGGAGCCGGGGCGGAGACCCGCCACCGGCCCGGCCUCCGGGCUCCGCUCAGUCUUUGACCCUCGGUCCCCCGCCCCCCGCCGGAUGAGCCACUGGAACCGCUGCCACGGCCGCUGCUCGAUCCUUGUCUGCCCGUACCGAGCGCAGCACCGCGGCACCCGAGGCAUGGCUGUGUCCUGGAGAAGUUGGCUGGCCAACGAAGGGGUUAAACACCUCUGCCUGGUCAUCUGGUUAUCCUUGAAUGUCCUGCUUUUCUGGAAAACUUUCGUGCUGUACAAUCAGGGGCCGGAAUACUACUACAUCCACCGGAUGCUGGGCUUAGCAUUGUGUCUAAGCAGAGCUUCUGCCUCUGUCUUGAACUUCAACUGCGGCCUCAUCCUUUUACCCAUGUGCCGGACACUCCUGGCUUAUCUUCGAGGAUCACAGAAGGUUCCAAGCAGGAGAACAAGAAGAUUAUUAGACAAAAGCAGGACAUUCCACAUAACCUGUGGGGUUACUAUCUGUAUUUUCUCAGGUGUGCAUGUGGCUGCCCAUUUGGUGAAUGCUCUCAACUUCUCAGUCAACUACAGUGAAGAUUUCAUUGAAUUGAAUGCAGCAAGAUACCAAAAUGAGGACCCUAGAAAACUUCUCUUCACAACUGUUCCUGGACUAACUGGCGUCUGCAUGGUGUUGGUGCUCUUUCUCAUGGUUACAGCUUCUACCUAUGCGAUAAGAGUAUCUAAUUAUGACAUCUUCUGGUAUACUCACAACCUCUUCUUUGUCUUCUACAUGCUACUGCUGUUGCAUGUUUCAGGAGGGCUGUUGAAGUAUCAGACUAAUGUACAAACUCAUCCUCCUGGCUGCAUCAAUAGCAGUCGAACCCAGUCUCAGGAUAUUUUCUUACCGGAAUACCUCUCAGAAAAUUUUCAUGGACCUUUGCCUGAAGGAUUUUCAAAACCAGAAGAACGUAACCAGAAAACAUUUGUGAAGAUAUGUCUGGAAGAGCCCAGGUUCCAAGCUCAUUUUCCACAGACAUGGCUUUGGAUUUCUGGACCUUUGUGCCUGUACUGUGCCGAGAGACUUUAUCGAUGUAUCCGGAGCAACAAGCCUGUCACCAUCAUCUCAGUCAUCAGUCAUCCUUCAGACGUCAUGGAAAUUCGAAUGGUCAAAGAAAAUUUUAAAGCUAGACCUGGUCAGUGUCCUACUGAAACCAAAGCAACAUUUGGGGUCCAUCUUAAAGUAGUAGGAGACUGGACAGAACGAUUACGAGAUUUACUACUGCCUCCAUCUAACCAAGACUCUGAGAUUCUGCCAUUCAUUCGAUCUAGAAGUUACCCCAAAUUGUACAUUGAUGGACCAUUUGGAAGUCCAUUUGAGGAGUCGCUGAACUAUGAAGUUAGCCUCUGCAUUGCUGGGGGCAUUGGGGUCACUCCGUUUGCCUCAAUACUCAAUACCCUGCUGGAUGGCUGGAAACCAUAUAAGCUCAGAAGGCUGUACUUUAUCUGGGUCUGCAGAGACAUCCAGUCUUUCCAGUGGUUUGCAGACCUGCUUUGUAUGUUGCAUAACAAGCUUUGGCAAGAAAACAGACCUGACUACGUCAACAUCCAGCUGUACCUCAGUCAAACAGAUGGGAUACAGACGAUAAUUGGAGAAAAAUAUAACACACUGAAUUCAAGACUUUUUAUUGGACGUCCUCGAUGGAAGCUUUUGUUUGAUGAAAUAGCAAAAUGUAACAGAGGGAAAACAGUUGGUGUUUUCUGCUGUGGGCCCAGUUCAAUUUCCAAGACGCUUCAUAGUUUGAGUAACCAGAGCAACUCAUAUGGCACAAAAUUUGAAUACAAUAAAGAAUCUUUCAGCUGAAACCUUUUGACACAAUCAUUUUGAGGACUCUAAAGAAGAAAUGAGUGCAAUUUCAAAGACUUGGAAACUCAGCUAAAUCAAUCAGCUGUGUUAUGCCAAAGAAUAUCAAAGUUUUCUUAUUUAUAAUUAUUUAAAAAUGAGAAUUCAGAGAUUGUGACAAAAUGACAGGUCACAUUACAUGUUUAAUCUGGAAAUCAAAGAGACCCUGAAGAAUGAUGUGGGGAUUCACAUUUUGAUGGGCAAAUUAAAAGAAUGUUGUUAGAUAAACACUGUUGAUUUUUAUGGCAAAUUCAAGAACUCUCCAGUGAGGAUCUACUCUCAUUCUGAAGUUGAUAACUGCAGUCCUCUAGAAAUUGUUUUUGGUUGAACAAAUUCAAGAUUGAACUAAAUUAAAAAUUCAUUGAAACUCAGACUACAUUUUCUACAUUGUAUAUUAGUGGUGUAGUUUAAUUUGGAAAAGCUCCAGGCAAACAUAUUCAGUGUUUGAAAAUGCAGCACAAAACUUGUAUCAAUACGGGUACUUCCUGUCCAUAGCUAAUCUCAUUCACUACUGAUGCUAAUGCCGCUAUGGAUAGUCUGUAUGUUUUCCUAGCCUUUCACCUAUGUUGAUGUAGUAUCUAUUUUAUAUUUUUCCCUUAUCUUCUAUCUAGGGAAAUUUGUGUUCCAAUAACAGACAUUACACAUAAUGAUUUAAUAGGUCUGUUUUAUCUCCAAUUUGCUUAGUCUGGUAUUACUGCGUAGUAAUGAAAAGAGUCAUUACUGAACACUAUAGAGGGACACAAACACACACAUGUGUUUGUAUAUGUGUGAAACUUUUUCUCUUUUUAAUAAUUUUGGAUUCACUAUUAUUAUACUUUUUCAAACUCAUAUAUUAUGUCUUAAUUUUGACUUGUUAAAGUAUUGUGUUCAAUUUGUACUUUGAGAUGAAAGAGCAUUGUAGCUGGCAGUAGAUGCUGAAAUACAAGCUCUCUUUCCUGGGCCUCACUUUGGUUUCAGAUAAAGAUGCUACAAGUCACACUCCUGAAGAGGAAUCUUCUGUUUUGCUUUCUGCAAAAGUAGAACUACUUCACUAUUUAUGAAAAUUUAAGUUUGCAAUCACUAGUACUGUUUUGCACUGCUUGGUAUCAUGCUGAAUUUUAGAUUUAAAAGUCUGUUGUUGUGAGCCACUCAGUUCAUAAUACUCCUGGCUCAGAAGAAAAACACCCUUUACUACCUUAGUAAUUAAGGUAUUCGCAGUUUAUCCACUUCAUUUGGUAGUUUCUUUAAUGCAUCAAAUAUAACACAUUACUGAAAUCUGCCACCCAUCUUGCCUUGCUUUUCUUAAUCUUUUACAUAUAAUAUAAUUAAGGUGAAUUCUUCUUACUUGUGGUGUAACUCACUUUUAGCCAGCAAGCAUGUUAAAUCAUUUGGCACCGAAUGACCGAAUGUAUACACACACCGAAUGUGUGUAUACAUUUACACAUGUUCCUUGGAAUUCUUUCAUAUCUUCUGUAGAAAGAAAGGUGACUUACAAAAGGUGUUGGGUGAUGUGCAAUGUUCAUAGUCGUGGAACCCUGGAUAUAACUUUAACAGCAAACCAGUACAUUUAGGCAGCACUGUCUAGAUUAGGAAGGAUUUUCAGGAAAACAUAUAACAGAAAGAACUAGUUAAAAGAAACUUGAGUGUAUCCAGGCUUGAUGUGCAAUACUGACUCUGUGUUGAUUAUAAUUUAUUCAUGUGAUUAUAUUAAUGAAUCUGAUUUCAAUAAUACAGGCUGAGUAUUUUUCUAAAGAAAGUUGAUAAUUCAGAGAUAUCCUGGAUGAACCGCCUUAUCUAAUCUGAAUUCCAGUGCAUGUUCAAACAUCUACAUGUUAAACAUGGCUUAUUUUUA
Messenger RNA from Nannospalax galili (Upper Galilee mountains blind mole rat), 4126 nucleotides. It is a transcript of the gene Nox4, whose product is annotated as NADPH oxidase 4. Lineage: Eukaryota; Metazoa; Chordata; Mammalia; Rodentia; Spalacidae. The record is from RefSeq and is a predicted model, not a curated record. The transcript has 17 exons. Gene Ontology annotation, molecular function: superoxide-generating NAD(P)H oxidase activity. Gene Ontology annotation, cellular component: plasma membrane; NADPH oxidase complex. Bases 502 to 2256 code for a protein of 584 amino acids. Gene Ontology annotation, biological process: defense response; superoxide anion generation.